This is a messenger RNA of Phodopus roborovskii (desert hamster), 1418 nucleotides long. It is a transcript of the gene Rdh14, whose product is annotated as retinol dehydrogenase 14. The record is from RefSeq and is a predicted model, not a curated record. NCBI's taxonomy places the organism in Eukaryota, Metazoa, Chordata, Mammalia, Rodentia, Cricetidae. The coding region runs from base 33 to 1037 and encodes 334 amino acids. The transcript has 2 exons.
UCUAGGCCCCGGUGCACCCAACCCGGAAGGCUAUGGCAGUGGCGACUGUGGCUGCAGCGCUUCUGGCCGCACUGGGUGGGGCGCUGUGGCUGGCAACACGGCGGUUCUCCGGGCCCAGGGGCCAGCGCAUGCAGGGAGGCGGGGACCGGAGCCUCAUGCACGGGAAGACAGUGCUGAUCACUGGGGCAAACAGCGGCCUGGGCCGCGCCACGGCCGCCGAGCUGCUGCGCCUGGGGGCUCGGGUCAUCAUGGGAUGUCGUGACCUUGCGAGAGCGGAGGAGGCUGCGGGUCAGCUCCGCCAGGACCUCAGCCAGGCUGCGGGUCAAGAGCCCGACGCCACCGAGGGCCAGCUGGUCGUCAAGGAGCUGGACCUUGCCUCUCUACGUUCUGUGCGAGCCUUCUGCCAAGAACUAUUGCAGGAAGAGCCCAGGCUAGACGUCCUGAUCAAUAACGCAGGGAUCUUCCAGUGCCCAUAUAUGAAGACGGAAGAUGGGUUUGAGAUGCAGUUUGGAGUGAACCACCUGGGCCACUUCCUACUCACCAAUCUUCUCCUUGGACUCCUCAAAAGUUCCGCUCCCAGCAGGAUUAUAGUUGUUUCUUCCAAACUUUAUAAAUAUGGAGACAUCAACUUUGAAGACUUGAACAGUGAACAAAGCUAUAACAAAAGCUUCUCUUAUAGCCGAAGCAAACUAGCUAACAUCCUUUUCACCAGAGAACUAUCCCGUCGUUUAGAAGGAACAAAUGUGACUGUCAAUGUAUUGCAUCCUGGUAUUGUGCGGACAAACCUUGGGAGGCACAUACACAUCCCAUUGCUGGCCAGACCACUUUUCAGUUUGGUAUCGUGGGCUUUUUUCAAAACUCCACAAGAAGGUGCCCAGACCUCCAUUUACUUAGCCUCUUCACCUGAGGUAGAAGGAGUGUCCGGAAGGUACUUUGGAGAUUGUAAGGAGGAAGAACUAUUGCCCAAAGCUAUGGAUGAGUUAGUAGCAAGAAAACUGUGGGACAUCAGUGAAGUGAUGGUUGGCAUUUUAAAAUAGAAAUAAAGUAAGAGGGCUAUUUAUAAGGCAACCCAUUACACCCUUGGUCGGGAGCAGCAUGUGUGAGCACAUGGUACUUGAAAACAGUUUUGGGUUGGCAGUAACACUGCUGAGAGGGACACAUGGGUAUUUGAAGGGCACUGGAGUUACAUGGGCUAAUACAAAGUUAAAUAACUAGAAUGAGCAGCACAUCCUGUUUUAUAAUUAAAAAUUAUAGUCAGGCAAUCAUAAAUGCUAAACAUAAUAGCUACCUAAAAGAGAGUUUCAUAGCAAAAAAAAAAAAAAAUGUUAAGAACUUUUGCUACAGUGCUUGUUUUUGGAAAUAAUAUGCCUAAUGUGUGCACAUAAUUAUCACUUGGAAUAAAUGUAUGAUGCAGAUUC